This is a messenger RNA of Pygocentrus nattereri (red-bellied piranha), 2236 nucleotides long. RefSeq names its product arrestin domain-containing protein 3-like. NCBI's taxonomy places the organism in Eukaryota, Metazoa, Chordata, Actinopteri, Characiformes, Serrasalmidae. Gene Ontology annotation, cellular component: plasma membrane; cytoplasm. The record is from RefSeq and is a predicted model, not a curated record. The transcript has 7 exons. Bases 342 to 1853 code for a protein of 503 amino acids. Gene Ontology annotation, biological process: protein transport.
UGACAGCACCUGACCAGCACGUGGAUCUACAUCGCUACCAGAUCAAGGAAAACAGGCAGAAAGUGAAGUUUCUUUCAGCAGCUGGGGGGCACAGGCAGCCUGUUCGUGGGGGGCGGAGGGCGCUUGUUUACGCGAACUGAAGAGAAAAAUUCAUUGUAGUGGACGCCGCCCGUAGGAGGGCGCGCGCGAGCACGACUUGACGACAUGUUUCUGAGAAAGUAGUUCGCUUCAUGUUCUCGCGAUUGAUAUUUUACCACCAGACACUGUGGCGUGAAACCUCUGCAACUCUGAAGCUUCUCCUGAGCGCCUCGCUGUAGCUUUAAACCAACGGACAAGCAAACAUGUCGAGCACGAUCAAAGAGCUCACUUUGAACUAUGACCCGGUUAACGAGACCAACACCUUCUCGAGCGGCGACGUUCUUCAGGGGCGAGUUUUUCUGGAAGUGGCCAAAGAGGCGAAGAUCGACUGUUUUUACAUUAAGUGUAAAGGGGACGCGGACGUGAGCUGGACGGAGAGGCAUAAUGAUCGGACCCACACAUAUCACUCCCACGAGAGAUACUUCAAGCUGAAGCAGGUUUUUAUUCAGGACCCCUCCAAACCCGCAAACAAUGAGCCAAACGUCAUUAUAUCAACUGGGGAGACCUACAGUAAUGUGGUCAGGCCCGGAAGACAUGUUUUUCCAUUUUGCUUUCAGCUGCCCCAUGGGAAUAUGCCACCAUCUUUUAAAGGAUAUUAUGGGUCAGUUAAGUACAUUCUGGAAGUCAGAGUGGAUCGUUCAUGGAAGAUGGAUCGCACUGCAAAAGCAGAAAUCAACUUUGUCCCAAGGCUUGGUGCUGGUGUUAAUACAAUGAGCCCACAGAGUGCAGCUAUAGACAAAAAGAUGAAGUUUUUCACCUCUGGAAGUGCGUCAAUGAGAGCAACGAUUGACAAAAUGGGUUAUAUGCAAGGUGAUAUCAUCAGAGUUUCCACCGAUGUUGAUAACUCUUCAUCUCGCGAACUCAAGCUGAAGUACAGUCUAGAGCAAAAACUGGUCUUCUUUGCACAAGGUCGCUCCAAGAAUUCAUCAAAAACCAUUUUCAAAGUGGUAGGAGAUCCUGUCCCAAAUGGUUCAAAGCAAAUAGUCAACACAGAUCUGAAGAUCCCACCUAACCUGGAACUAACCAUCGCAAGUUGCAGUAUUAUUAAACUGGUGUACAUACUUAAGGUCUAUUUGGAUGUCCCCUAUGCAAGUGAUCCAGAGAUUACAUUUCCAGUGUGUAUUUAUCCUGCAGGCCAGGGUCCUUGGCAAAGUCCACCAAGCUUUCAGCCCUAUGGGCCCAAUCCUCCACCCCAGGCUGCCUUUGGGCCCAAUCCUCCACCCCAGGUUCCAUUUGGGCCCAAUCCUCCACCCCAGGUUCCAUUUGGGCCCAGUCAUCCACCCCAGGUUCCUUUUGGGCCCAAUCCUCCACCUCAGGUUGCAUUUGGGCCUAGUCCUCCUGGUGCUACCUUCGGACCAGCUCCAGGACUUUACCCUAGCCUUUACCCUUCACCUGCAUGCCCACAGCCAGCCAAUCCAGAAGCUCCUCCUUCCUAUACAGACGUCUAUCCAAAUCAAAACCCAACAGUUGCAGGAUUCCAGCCACAUCCAUCAGCUCCAUCCUGCAAUCCUCCACCAUAUUCUGCUAUGGGUUAUCCAGGUCCUUCUGCCCCACAGCAGAAUCCAGCACCAAGUGCUCCAGAGUUCUGUCCAAAUCCGUCUAACCCACCCUAUAGUCAAGCAGGAGGUCCCCCUGGAUACUGGCCAAAUUCAGCCAAUCCAACCAACCAGUCAGAGCCUUAUCCAACUAAACCACCAGAAGAAAAACAUGCAUAAUCACACGUGCCUUUGAGUUCUCCAUGUGACAAGAAGAUCAUUAUGCAGUUAUGAGCAAAUGAGCAUAGAGAACAUAAUGGUGUUUGCUUCACUGUGACAGUCUGUCAAAGUUUUGAUUUCAAAGCUAUUAGACAGUCUGCAGACAAAGCUGACAGUUUAUAGAAUAGUAGUGCAUUUUCAAACGUUAACCACAACAAGCGUGUAAUUUUAAGUCCUUGUUUAAUAAAUGCCUUUGUGAAUGUUGCUUGUUUAAGAGGUGGAAUGAGAAGAUACAUGAGGACUUCUGUUAUCAUAUAGAGACACUCCAGGACAUUAACACUAUAAAUCCUGCAUGGACUUUAAUGUAAUUGAUGCAUCAUUAAAAGCUAUUACAGUGCCUUUCA